GUGGAUACUGUUUCCGUUAUUUAGCUUGACUUCCGGCUAGCUUGUUUUCGACUUCGCAGAGUUGGCAACCUUAUCUAACAGUAGUGUAUUGGUCGUAUUGUGUUAGUUGUAUAAUAAUUUGAUAAUAAUGUCGGGGGGAACUCGCCUAGAAAACGCCAAUCCUCUGAUAUUUCAGCGAUCGGGGGAAAGACGCCUCACUGCCACUGAUGAAGAUGAGGAUGUAGCGGAUCCCAUCGAUGACAGGGAGAUCUUCGAUCUGAUCAGAUCGAUCAAUGACCCUGAGCACCCACUGUCCCUCGAAGAGCUGAAUGUCGUGGAACAAAUGCGCGUCAAUGUGAAUGAUCAGGAGAGCAUGGUGUCUGUGGAGUUCACACCGACCAUCCCACACUGCAGUAUGGCCACACUCAUUGGCCUGUCCAUCAAAGUCAAGCUUCUGCGCUCCCUUCCUGACAGAUUUAAGAUUGACGUUCACAUCACUCCUGGCACACAUGCCUCAGAGGAUGCAGUCAAUAAGCAGCUUGCAGACAAAGAGAGAGUGGCAGCAGCUCUGGAGAACUCUCAGCUGCUGGAGGUGGUCAACCAGUGUCUGUCCUCCAGAGCCAUGUGAUCCCAAGAAUCCUGCCGCUGUUGUUGUGUAGUCCUUUGACAGUCAGGAUUGAACACUUACAGGCAAGCCAGAGUUGAGUGAUAAUAACAGUGCUAUUAUUUGUGGCUAUUUUUUAUAUAUCUGGUGCUGUACUCCACAAACAACACCAGACCAGGAGGACUGUUUAGUGCUUAAAAAGUGAGAGAUGCUUCCAAGUAGAGUUUAAAAAUGUGUCAGGAAAAGAAACGGUGGUAAUAGAGAAUUCAUGUGGAACCAAAAUAUAUAUAUUUUUUUUUUCUGUUUGACAGUACGUGGAUACAGAAAGAAAUGUUAUUCUGUAAUUCUGUCAUAUAUUUAUGAAUAUGUACAAAAUGACUUUACUUUUAGAAAGUUGUGGACUUUUCAAAUACAUUUUUUAUUGGUCAAAAUGGAAAAUGUGUGCAACAGAAAAAACAGAAAGUAUUGCUGUACUAACAUUUCACCCAACCGACCUUGAUCAAUACCAGCACCUCUGUGAGUUUAGAAAGGCUAAAAUGUCCUCCUGGAAAGAAGACAGGGGUUGUGGCACAUGAAUAAAUUGCUUUGUUAAUUUUCACCCAAUACCAUUAACCUUUGACCUUCACAGAAGCACACAGAAGCUGUCAGCGGGUGGAUGGCGAUCUCUUUCAGGCCAAUGCAGAGUAGAGCAGCCAGAUUUAUAGUAUCAUUGGUUGGAAAAGAACCUGAAAUAAAAGCACUUGUCCAUUAAAUAUAACAUGUGACUCUCUUGAUAUUCUCUUUGUCUAUAAAUCCUUUGUGUGGAUGAUUCAACAUCUCAGGAAGAGACUCAUUAUGAACUGAAGUACUGGCCAAAGUUGUGCUAGUUUAACGUGAUUUAUAGUUUAAUAAUGCACACACUGCAUUCUCAAAAUGCCAUGCAGAGCUUCUAAGAAUAAAGAAAAUGUUAUGAAUGCUAUGAAACAGCAAACUGACAAAUGUGAAAUACAAACAUAUGAGUUCUCUAUGGCAGCUAAUGCAGUUAUUUUAAUCUCAGAAUGCCAUAACACUUAUACUGUAUAACUGGACAUAAUUCAAAUGAGCACAGUAGGCCUACAUUCAAUAAAGAGUGUGUAAGCAGACAUAA
This is a messenger RNA of Sinocyclocheilus anshuiensis, 1709 nucleotides long. Its product is annotated as mitotic spindle-associated MMXD complex subunit MIP18-like. Lineage: Eukaryota; Metazoa; Chordata; Actinopteri; Cypriniformes; Cyprinidae. The transcript is spliced from 5 exons. Gene Ontology annotation, cellular component: cytosolic [4Fe-4S] assembly targeting complex. The coding region runs from base 128 to 607 and encodes 159 amino acids. The record is from RefSeq and is a predicted model, not a curated record.